AAAAAAACGUCAGGUGUCUAUGGUAGUUUAGUUUCUGCGAAUGUCAUUUGAACCUAUUCUAUAGUCUCUGUGGUAGUGUAAAAAUGGCGACUCUACUUCCCCGUCCUCUUGGUCUUGCCCAAACUAUUUUCCUGAAAAAUGGAAGCAAGUUGCUGGUAGCGGCAACUGCGAACCAUCCAGGAAAACAACAAGUCCGCAAUUUGAAUGUCCAUGAAUAUAUUAGCUACACCCUCCUGCGAGACCAUGGCAUCCCCGUACCUAAGUUUAAUGUGGCUACCACCCCUGAAGAAGCUGUUAAGUUUGCCAAAGAACUUAACACGCAAGACAUUGUACUCAAAGCACAGGUACUUGCUGGAGGCAGGGGACGAGGUGCUUUCAAAAGUGGCCUACAGGGUGGUGUGAAAAUGGUUGACACACCCGAAGUCGCCGGCCAGAUCGCGAGUAAGAUGCUUAAGCAGUACUUGGUGACGAAACAGACGGGCGCGGCGGGACGCAUCUGCAAUAAGGUCAUGGUGACCGAGCGGAAGUUCCCCCGCAGAGAAUUCUACAUUGCCAUCAUGAUGGAGCGCAGCUUUAACGGUCCAGUAAUAAUAGCAUCCUCCCAAGGAGGUGUGAACAUCGAGGAUGUCGCGGCAACCAACCCCGACGCUAUCACUUAUGAGCCUAUCGAUAUCAUCAAGGGAAUCCAGGACGAUCAAAUAGCGCGUGUUAUGAAAAAGAUCGGCCUUGACACAAAGGACGCCCAUGAUAUGGUUAAGAGGAUGUAUGACCUUUUCAUCAAGAAAGACGCUCUUCUGAUUGAGGUGAACCCUUACGCGGAAGAUGCACUUAGCGGCAAAUUCUUCUGUUUGGAUGCCAAGUUUCGAUUCGACGAUAACGCGGAGUACAGGCAAAAGGAACUGUUUGCUUUAAGAGAUGUCACUCAGGAAGAUCCUAAGGAAAUCAGGGCUGCCAAGUUUGACUUGAACUACAUUGCUCUUGAUGGAACUAUUGGGUGCAUGGUGAAUGGCGCGGGUUUAGCUAUGGCUACCAUGGAUAUUAUCAAUUUGCACGGAGGCGACCCCGCUAACUUCCUCGACGUCGGUGGUGGCGCUACUGCAGCUGCUGUGUCGGAAGCGUUCAGUAUCAUCUUAGAAGACCCCAAGGUGUCCGCUAUUUUGGUGAACAUUUUCGGAGGAAUCAUGAGGUGCGAUGUCAUUGCAGAGGGUAUUGUAACUGCAGCCAAGAAUCUUAACAUUCAGAUCCCAGUCAUUGUUCGUCUUCAGGGUACAAGAGUAGAAGAAGCGAAGAAACUGAUAGCAGAGUCAGGUCUCCGCCUGGUGCCACGUGACAACCUCGAUGAGGCUGCGCAGCUCGUAGUACAGCUCUCCGAGAUCGUGUCCCUCGCCAAAAAAGCCGGAGUCGAGGUGAAAUUCGACAUCCCUAAAUACAUUAAGUAAAACUUAGCAGUAUUUUCGUAAAUCUAUACCAUCACUAUCUAAUUGGUCAUCAUUGUUGUCUAACGUAAUCGUUCUUUAAGUAUUUUUGCUUCGAAUUUAAAAUACUUGCACAUGUGAAUAUAAGGAAUGUAUAUCGCUCACUGUCGAAUGUACUUGUGAUAUGCGAUAUCAUUCUACGUUUCAAUAAUAGAGUCGCCACGCUCUUAUGGUUUAAAUGAGCAGGGACGCUGUUGUAUCUAAGAGGAUUCAAAAUUUGUACAUUCAUAACUUUCUAGGUAAAAAUGUAUAUUUAUGGCUACAUUAAAUCAAUUCUUCUUUUUCAUCUACCUAGUCUGUGUACAUUUGAAUACCUUGAGUUAAGAUCAAGAGCGUCACUGCUUCAAUAGAAAAUAGUGUCGCGACCGGCCCUGGUAAGGCUGCGUAAAGUCAUAUUUGGACUAAAACAUCUGUUUGGACAAAUCACAAAUUCACAAAAUUCUUCUCCCAAUAAAUAGAAAGACUUCUGUUGAAAUGGCAGCAAAGAUUUAAUCUAAAUUAUGCCAUUGCACAGAACACUUGUUUGGUCCUUUUGCUGUAUUUAUAAAGUACUUGUAGUCUAGCUAUUCCAUAUACUAUAUUAUCGAUAAGCGUUAUUGUUAUAUUACUACAUAUACGAGAAUAUGCUGAAGUAAUUUGUGAUAUCUACAUGUGAACUAUUUAGCACUUUAGCCUCUGAGUUACCCUAUCAAACAAUUCCUAAUGCUAUUUGAUCGAAUAUGUUACGGUAGAUUGCAGUUAGAACUGGUUGCAUCAGAGCCGAUUAGAUUUAUAAUGUAGUUCAUUAUUUAUUUAUUGAAACACAUUUUAGUAUAAGUAAAAUUAUUAGAUGAUACAUGCUUAGUUCGAAUUAUUGUUAUAACAUUGAUGUUGUAGAAGUGUCAAAUGCUUCAAAUUGUUAUAAAAUUGUAAUUUGCUAUGUCAUCAUGAGCAUUAAUCGAUCGAGAUCGAGUGAAAGUAUUUCAAUUACCUAAACAUUAAUUUAUGAACAUUUUAUUUCAUAAAAGUAUGUAUUGUUAUUUUUUAAGUACACCUGCAUUGUUAGAGGUGAAAGUUGAGACGUGUAACGACGCAAUAAUUAGUAUUUUGUACAUUAUGUACUCUAUGUAUGUUUAUUUGUAAAUAGGAUCUUUUUUUUAUUUGCCACGAUAAGAACCUCCUAAUAGGUUUUUAUCGAACUUUAAAGUACAAUACAUAAAUGGUAUCAACAGUUGAAUCCAAGUAUGCAUAUUAGUGUAUUACAGUAUAAUAUUUAUUUUUGGCUUCUUUUGAAGAUAAACUUAUUUAAAUAAAAUUUAUUUUAGAUCUG
Helicoverpa zea (corn earworm) is the source of this 2784-nucleotide messenger RNA. It is a transcript of the gene ScsbetaA, whose product is annotated as succinate--CoA ligase [ADP-forming] subunit beta, mitochondrial. The transcript has 10 exons. Lineage: Eukaryota; Metazoa; Arthropoda; Insecta; Lepidoptera; Noctuidae. Gene Ontology annotation, cellular component: mitochondrion; succinate-CoA ligase complex. Bases 84 to 1439 code for a protein of 451 amino acids. The record is from RefSeq and is a predicted model, not a curated record. Gene Ontology annotation, biological process: tricarboxylic acid cycle; succinyl-CoA metabolic process. Gene Ontology annotation, molecular function: metal ion binding; succinate-CoA ligase (ADP-forming) activity; ATP binding.